This is a messenger RNA of Cladophialophora immunda, 2214 nucleotides long. RefSeq lists its product as uncharacterized. The transcript has 3 exons. NCBI's taxonomy places the organism in Eukaryota, Fungi, Ascomycota, Eurotiomycetes, Chaetothyriales, Herpotrichiellaceae. Gene Ontology annotation, biological process: protein phosphorylation. Gene Ontology annotation, molecular function: ATP binding; protein tyrosine kinase activity. The record is from RefSeq and is a predicted model, not a curated record. The coding region runs from base 1 to 1932 and encodes 643 amino acids.
AUGGAUCAUCCGGCGUUCUACGUAUCAGACUGGUGGAUACUCAACUCCGUCUGCCAGCUGUCGGGUCAUCUCGAACUCUUUUACAUCACUUACAUCGACAAAUCAAACGCCUGGCACCGGUUGACGGUUACUUAUGAUGUUGGCGAAGCCCAACCACAUUCCCUGGAAGACGAUGUACAGCGACUUGAAGAUCCACAAGAAAAAAGCGAUCUGAUACGCCGUUCUAUCAUGGAUCGCCUGCAUCAGGUCCAGUUUUCUGACAACAUCACCCGGCUGCAUCUCAAAACCGAAGAAGGAAAACUCCACGUUGAUGUAGUGAACGACGCUGAGGGUGCGGUCCAACUGCCACAGGCAAAUUCUCUCUCACCUGACCUGAUGCAGCUUCCAGCAGUGCAUGAGAGCCAACUGGGAAUGGACUCUCAUAUUUCAGGCUUCGUCUACAGAGUCCGCUACGAAGGUGUCAUCUAUAUCAAGAAGGAGAUUUUCGGGCAAGCUGUCGAGAAAUUCCGAUCCGAGAUGAAGGCUUUAUAUCAGUUGAGAGACUCCAAGCAUUGGGUGCAAAUCAAAAGUCUUGUUCUUGAUCAACGUGGCUCAGUCAAGGCUUUGCUCCUGGAGUAUGCUGGAAGAGGAACACUGGGCACCCUCCUCCACAAAAAUGGCGGAACAAUACCUUGGGCCUCCAGGUGCAUGUGGGCACAGCACAUUGUCCACGGCAUUCAAGAGGCUCACGCGCGAGGCCUCGUUCACGGGACGCUGAACCUUUCCCAUGUUGUUAUCGACAGCUCCAACCACGCUCGGAUCAUCGCUCUCAACAACGACCUUUCUUUGUCGGAUCUCACGAGGAAGCAAGACAUAUUGGACUUGGGGCAAAUUUUGUCGGCCUUGGUGGAACCUUGCCCUACACACGUCCCUCAUUGGUAUCGGGAAAUUAUCAGAAAAUGUUCUUCUCCGAGCCCGCAACUAUCUGCGACGGACUUAGCCGCAGCCUUUCCCGAGAAUUUAUCUCACACUUUUCGACUGCUCACCAUCGAAGUUCUCGACACAGAAACCUCUCCGGAACAGAGAGCACACCAGAGCUCGCCAAUCGAGCCCCCGCUCUUGCAACUUCCACUCAAGUACGAUGAGCUAGAGGAGCUCAACCACCGAGGCUUCUUGGGCCAGGUGUACCGCGCGCGGCAUGUUCCCACCGGAGAAGUGAGGUCUCUUCAAAGUUUCAAAGCCGGAACCCUCCCGGAGCAGACAAGGAUUGCAAUCAAUGAGCUUGUCGAACAUCGUCACUCGUCCUUUGUCCAAAUCUUUGAAUGUUUCAGGAAGGACGACAAAUUCUGGGUGGCCAUGGAGAAUCUUGAAGGGUGCAAUUUGUUCAGCCUCAUCAAUCAUGAGAUUGGGUUGCACGAGCUUCACAUUGCUCGGGUGUCUCGAGAUGUCCUUCGUGCCCUGCAUGCUUUGCAUCGUCAAGGUAUUGUGCACCGGGAUGUUAGAUCUGACAACAUCUUGCUUGAUCCGUCCGGCCGUGUCUGUCUGUCUGGGAUUGAUCUCUGCAUCAAGGCCGGAGCAUUACGUCCGAUCUCAGCGCCAGACGCGGGUUGGAUGGCUCCAGAAAUGAUAGAUGGCAGACCUUACGACUACAAGGUCGACAUUUGGUGUGUCGGUAUCACUAUUCUUGAGAUCGUCGAAGGCAAGGAAUUGCUGGACAAGCUUCACAAGGCAAAAGCAACAGCAUCGAGUACUCUGUCAGACCUUCUGGGCAAGCUAAAGCUGCCGUUGUCAGAGUCCCUUAAUUCUCUACUCGAAAUCUGCCUAGAUCCAUAUCCGGGACGACGCCCUAGUGCAGAGGAAUUGUUGCAGUUUGCAUUGCACGAUUUCUGUGCUGCUGAUAGAGACAUGGCAAGUCUUGUCUCCGAAUGGAGAUCAAAGGUGGUGGAAAGUUGAGCAACAAUCAAUCGACGCAACAGAUCGUUUCCCCUGGUUGGGACCAUUUCUGUCUUGUCUGUGGUUUUAACAGCCCAACUUCUGUCAGACUUGAAUACCAACUCCACCUGUGAGGGUUGUUCCGCUUCAGCUGCUGCAAUUUUGUCGCACGGGUUGUGGCUGUUGCAGCAUGACUUUGGCUGUGUCUUCAUUGUAAUGCAUAACUCCAAAUUGCUCAACCUCAAACAUCCAGGCCCUGGUAGCUAUGCUUCGUAAGAAUGAACUUAUGAUGUGUUUUUGGCG